AAGACGAUGAGGACUGCUUUUAUGCUAAUGGUUCUUGUUUUCGCAAUGACAUGGUCAUAUUCGAGUACUCAACCGACAGAUCCUCAAGCGUGCAUUAGGGAGCUUAAGGGUACUUCAAGUAUAUGUCGACAUUCAAUUUUUCAUUUACAAUUCCAUGAGAUAAAGAAAAAUUGCUGUGGAACCAUUGCUAUUGUUUCUGAUUUAUGUUGGCCAAUUAUCUUCCCAAACCAACCUUACGUUCGUUUUUUCUUGAAGGGUAUUUGCGUUUGGAAGAAGUAG
This is a messenger RNA of Raphanus sativus (radish), 279 nucleotides long. RefSeq lists its product as uncharacterized. NCBI's taxonomy places the organism in Eukaryota, Viridiplantae, Streptophyta, Magnoliopsida, Brassicales, Brassicaceae. Bases 7 to 279 code for a protein of 90 amino acids. The transcript has a single exon. The record is from RefSeq and is a predicted model, not a curated record.